AUGGGCUUUACUCGAUUUUCCUUCUUCAUCGCGGCGGUCUGCUCGGCACUGCAGCUUGAGCUCAACACUGCUGAUCUUGUCACCUAUGACUGGCGGGUCACUUCGAUCGCUGCGGCUUUCGACGGUGUCUCCGUACCAACCAUCGGCAUCAACGACAAGGCUGCCGACCAAGCUCUCAUCGAGGUGGAACUUGGACAAGAAGUCGAAGUACGUGUCACCAACGAACUCGACGUUCCCACUUGUUUACACUGGCACGGUUUGAAGCAACUUGGGACCCAAGAGAUGGAUGGAACGUCGGGUAUCACGCAAUGUCAUAUCGAUCCGAACGGAACGGCGGUAUAUCGUUUCACACCCGAUAAGGCCGGUACAUUUUGGUGGCACAGUCACCACUCUACGCAGUAUGCGUACGGGCUUCGCGGCCCAUUAGUCGUCCACGCUCCUGCUAAUGAACGACAGCCGUGGGAAGAGGAUAUCGCUGAGGAAUUCACCGUCCAAUUGGCUGACCAAUACCACGAUGCACCGGUCGGAGCUCCUAUUUGGGAUAGUAUCAUUAUCAACAACCGGGGGCGCUACAACUGCGCUGCCGCGAAGUCUCAUGGUUUUACGAACUGCACGGACGACCAACCGCUAUCCAAAUUCCACUUUGAAACCGGUAACAAGUACUUGUUACGUCUCAUCAAUAUGGCGGCGUUAUCUCCCAUCGUGUUUAGUAUAGACGACCAUGAAUUCCAGGUUGUUGCUGCAGACAGCGACUAUCUCCAGCCCACGGACCUCAUCAACUCGAUUACAAUCAACGCUGGCCAGCGCUACGACAUCAUAAUCCAAGCAAAGAAUUCUAGCUCGGCUAACCAUACUGGUUCAUACUGGAUGCGUGCUACGGGCUUGUAUGGAACACCUUGGACGGGAGGAAACGCACAAAUGGCUGGUGACGGCUUCAAUUACGAAGGGUUGGCAGUUGUUCACUAUGGGGCUGACGACGAGAUCGAGCCCACAUCCAAACAGGCAACGAAUGUGACGACUGUCGGCGAAUUUGAGUUUACGCCUCUUUUAUCAACAGUGCUGCCGUCGACUCCAUCGGACCGUGCGAUUCUUGAAUUUGAUCUUCGCUUUGGUUUGGGAUACUUCUCGAUUGAUGGUGGUGACUAUAACAACUUCGUUGUGCCAGAUGAACCACCACUCUUCACUAUCGCUGGCGGUAUGAAAACGGAGGAGCUGCCCACCAGUGUGAACGCUCGUAAGAUCGAGUACGGUAUGCACAUUGAAGUCGUGCUGGUUAACAACAUGAACGAACAGCAUCCGUUCCAUCUACACUCGCAUUCACCAUGGGUAGUAGGCAGCGGCACGGCUUCAAUUGAGGAGAUCCGUAAUAACUCGCUUCCAGCCUUGAAGCUUGAAGGAGCGAUGACCCGUGAUGUAUACACCGUUCCACCGUGCACCUACGACGAAAGGGAUGUGUGUACUACGGAUGUGGGAUAUUUAGUCCUUCGUUUCACUGCGGACAAUCCUGGUGUGUGGAUCUUUCACUGCCACAUUGACUGGCACCUGGAUGCCGGCCUGUCAAUGGUCUUCGUGGAAGGUGAAGAAGAAUUGCGUGAAAAGGGAGUGAAUGCGUUCUCCAACAGCAUGCUGAGUGUGUGUGGUAGCUCAAGCUCCACAAACUCGAGCUCAAGUUUGACAGGUUGAUAUCCAUUAGGUCGCCUUGCAAUAAAAGACCGAGACAAUUUAAGCACGCUGAUCGUAAACUAGCCUCAAAACUAAUGCAGUCCCCAGCCAGACAAUUCUCUUUGUAGUGAUACCG
Phytophthora nicotianae INRA-310 is the source of this 1798-nucleotide messenger RNA. RefSeq lists its product as hypothetical. Lineage: Eukaryota; Oomycota; Peronosporomycetes; Peronosporales; Peronosporaceae. Gene Ontology annotation, molecular function: oxidoreductase activity; copper ion binding. The transcript has a single exon. Bases 1 to 1683 code for a protein of 560 amino acids. The record is from RefSeq and is a predicted model, not a curated record.